Molecule: messenger RNA, 683 nt
Organism: Oryza brachyantha (malo sina)
Lineage: Eukaryota; Viridiplantae; Streptophyta; Magnoliopsida; Poales; Poaceae
Product: thioredoxin-like protein Clot
Exons: 2
Coding region: 115-531 (138 amino acids)
Cellular component (GO): cytosol
Molecular function (GO): protein-disulfide reductase [NAD(P)H] activity
Source: RefSeq, a predicted model, not a curated record
CGUAACGCGCGGGGAGAUAAAACGCGUCGGCGAGGUUCCAAUCUCACAUCUGCUCCCCUCCUCCUCCGCCGCCGCCACCGCCGCCGUGGAAAGCGAGGAGACGUAGUCGCCGAGAUGGCGGUGGAAAAGGUGGACACGACCGUCGCCGACUUCGACGCCCACUUCGACAAGCUCUUCGCCGCGGGGGAAGACGGCGGCGGCAAGGUGAAGCUGCUCCUCUUCCUCGCCGACCGCGACGCCUCCUCCGACCUCACCUGGUGCCCCGACUGCAACGUGGCGGAGCCGGUGAUCUACGAGAGGGUGGAGGCGCUGGGGAAGGACGUGGUGCUGCUCCGCGCGUACGUCGGCGACAAGCCGACGUGGAGGGACCCGGCGCACCCGUGGAGGGUGGACCCGCGCUUCAGGCUCACGGGCGUCCCGACGCUCAUCCGGUGGGAGAAUGGCGCCGCGGCGGCGAGGCUCGGGGACGACGAGGCCCAUCUCGCCGACAAGAUCGACGCCGUCCUCAACGACGCCUCCUCCGCCAACUGAAACAAAAAAAAAAAAGAAAGCACGGCUUGUAUGCUCUCUAAUCUAAUUGUUAGCGAAUCGAAGUGAAGAAAAAAAAAUCAUGCCAGUGACGGCUGAAUUUGCUUGUAACAUGAAUGGAAAAUGGGAAAAAUAAAACAAGUUUUUUAAUCCAA